Messenger RNA from Pyricularia oryzae 70-15, 690 nucleotides. RefSeq lists its product as uncharacterized. Bases 1 to 690 code for a protein of 229 amino acids. The transcript has 2 exons. Lineage: Eukaryota; Fungi; Ascomycota; Sordariomycetes; Magnaporthales; Pyriculariaceae. Gene Ontology annotation, molecular function: protein binding. The record is from RefSeq and is a predicted model, not a curated record.
AUGGGUAAACAGGCCGCGGUCGAGGCCAUACUCGCACUGGAUCCGUUGUCAGCACGCAAGCUAGACAUACGCGGCUAUUCCGUGUUGUGGCAUGUGGCGCGCGGGGGAGACGCCAGCAGGAUGGCCUGGCUUCUCCGUGACGGGUUUACUAUCGAGGCGAUGUGCAGGGACGGACGAAGACCAAUCCAUGCGGCGUGCAGGGAGGGAUACUCGGAUGUUGUCAAGGUUCUAUUGGAAUCCGGGGCCAGGGCUGAUGUAAAAGAGCCUAGCUUCGGCCUCACCCCUGCACACCUAGCAGCCAUGUUUGGACACCACGAGUGCCUUGAGCACAUAAUCGGACACUCUUCUGGUUCUCUCGUGGCCAAUGGGCGUACCAAGUGCGUCGAGGUGCUGCUCGAAGCUGGGGUCGACGUCUCGCGUCGCUGUGAGUGCUACUUCGUUAGCUUCAAUGAGGCGCGCUCGAUCAAGAAGCCGGAAUCUUUUGAUGUGGUCGCUGCCAACGAGUUGCCCGGAAAUAUCGCGGCUGAGAGGGGCUUCGACCAGAUAAUGGAGCUGAUUUCUGGGCGCGGGCGGGAAGCAGCCAAGAGCCCCCUCAGUCCCCGGGCUAUGAGUUUCGAGCGUGAGGACGAUUGGGUCGUACGAUCGGUGUCAGCUCCAAGUGGCACGGGUCUUGCGCCAGAGUCGUCAUGA